UGAGAGUGAUGAUUGUUUUGUUCUAUUGCAGUUGUUUCAAACAAGUUGAAGACAAUAUUGAGCUUCGCGGUAGGCGCCCUGCUAGCAGACGUUUUCCUGCACUCCCUCCCCGAGAUCUACACCAUCAAUGCCUCAAAUGCUGGGUCGCAACAGGCGAGCGGGAUGCUCAUUCUGUGUGGACUCAUCACCUUUAUUGCCUUGGAGAAGAUGCUCGGUUCCUUUGAAGUGGACGAAAAACGAGUAUCAGGAUAUCUGAAUCUUCUGGCCAAUGUCAUCGACAACUUCACCCACGGCCUAUCAUUGGGCGGGGCCUUUCUAGUCUCUCCCAGUCUAGGAGUUCUAACCACCAUAGCGAUUUUGGUCCACGAAAUUCCACACGAAGUGGGCGAUUUCGCUAUUCUGCUUAGAUCAGGAUUGACUAGGUGGGAAGCAGCAGGAUUUCAACUGUUCACUGCUGGCGGUGGACUAGUGGGCGCCAUUUUCGCCAUUGUUUGCAGUGGGGCGUCCAACUCAAUCGGUAAACUCAACUUUCACCACUUUCAACUCUCACCUCAACCGCUUCAAAAUACUUGAAUUGAUCAAGGGAUU
This is a messenger RNA of Dendroctonus ponderosae (mountain pine beetle), 588 nucleotides long. Its product is annotated as zinc transporter ZIP13-like. The record is from RefSeq and is a predicted model, not a curated record. Bases 163 to 573 code for a protein of 136 amino acids. The transcript is spliced from 3 exons. Lineage: Eukaryota; Metazoa; Arthropoda; Insecta; Coleoptera; Curculionidae. Gene Ontology annotation, molecular function: zinc ion transmembrane transporter activity. Gene Ontology annotation, cellular component: membrane. Gene Ontology annotation, biological process: zinc ion transmembrane transport; intracellular zinc ion homeostasis.